UGCCGCACAGCGCACAACGCAAAAGACAAAGACAGAACAGACGGAAGCAAAUAACUGUAGUAAACAAACUUCCCAUCUUUUUUAGUGAUAGAAAUGAUUCACAAACUCAGGAAUGACAGCACCAAUUUGCGACGCGGGGGCUGUCAGUAAGAGUCGUUGCAACAGGAGAUUAUGCAUUAUUAUUUUCUAAGAGAUUUUAUGUGAUUUUUUUCAACUUCAACAGAAGUCAAAAGCUGCAAAUUACUCAUUGUAACAUUAACAUUGACUUUGAUUUGAUGACAGAGGGUCCAAAGAGAUUUAAGAUGUUUGCCUCAUACCAGCUCUUGAUCUCUUGUUUUUUGUGAAGAGGAAAAUCUCACGUUACGACGAGAUGACCGGCUUAGAAAAAUUUCAGAUUUUCUUCGAACUUGUCCCGCCCAUUUUUUACGGUGGACAAACCUUGAAUGCCAAAGUCGUGGUUGUCAACAGCAAGCCCAUACAAAUGAAAGCUUUUUAUAUCAGGGUCAAAGGUAGGUGCAAAAUGAGAUCGCAAAGUUGGAGGCUGGAGAGUUCAGAAGUGGACAGUUUGAUACCCAACUUCAGAAACGCACCUUCGAACAAUGACAGGAGGAAUCUUAAAGGUUACAAUGACUCUGAAGACUACAUUAACGACCAAUUUGCUAUUUUUGGAUGGGGCAACGACGGAACUCUAGAGCCUGGCGAGUACUCCUUUCCCUUCACCUACACCCUGCCGAUGAAUCUACCUUCAUCUUUUGAGACAAAAUUCGGCUGCAUCAGGUACACUCUGAUGGCCGAGAUGCACCAACCUUGGACAGUGGUCAACCACAAGGCCAGAGCGUUCUUUGCCAUCAUCUGCCCCUUGGACUUGAACUCUUUUCCUCAAUUGACAGAUCCCGUGACAAAGGAAAUUGCCAAGAAGCUUUGCUGUUUGUGUUGUGCCUCUGGUCCUAUCAACAUUAUUCUCUCCCUCCCUGUCGGGGGUGCAGUCCCCGGAGAAACCAUUUUGCCUACUUUGGAAGUGGAAAACAACUCCGGAGUCGACCUCAUCUUUAUCUCACUCAGAUUAACACAAGUACCCUGCUUUCGUCCAUCAUCUGUUACAAAACAUUUGGAAUAUAAAACGUACAUUGUUGAGCAUCCAUUGGGGCGUCUGGAGUCUGGACAGUAUUGCACGUACGAAAGGGUGGCCCUGCGGAUUCCUCCUGUGCCGCCCUCUUACUUGCUGCACUGCAAACUCUUUGACCUGGAUUAUUUUGUUGAGAUCAUCUACGAGUCAGCCAAAAAGUACAUCCCCAGAGGUAGAAUGAAGUACUACCUACCCUUCUGGAAUCCACGACUUGAAGCCAUCCGCCUCAAACGUAACUCAGCAAGGAAAGCAGUGGAAAAAACAAAUACUAGUCAACUUAGAGAAGAGCUCAAGCAGCUGCAAACUGAUCUAACUGCAGCAAUCACUGAAGAAAAGGACAAGAAGUACAGAGAAUUUCUGAGUAACCUAGACUACAGAAAAGAUGCCUCCAAAGUGCAUACAUUCUUCUCCCAACUAUGUGGCAAAAAAUCAAGUAGCGCAGAAGAUAAUACACCCCUCGAGUACAAAGGGAAAUCUGCUGUCACGAACAAGGAGAAGGCUGAAAUCCUCUGUCGUUAUUUCAAGUCCGUCAGCACCCCUCUAAGGAAAAAGAAGAAAAAGCUCCCUAAAAUUAAAUACCAACAUCAACCCAAUGACUUUUAUAAUCGACCCUUCAAUAGUGAAGAACUUAACUACGCUAUCAACAAGCUGGAUAAUAAAAAAGCUCCUGGACCAGAUGGAAUCCAUGUAGAAUUCAUCAAGCACCUCGGUCCUAUUGCCAGAGGACAUGUCCUCAACCUGGUCAACGCCUCAUGGAAUUGCCAAGUCCCCACCAGCUGGAAAGAAGCCCUCAUCACACCUAUCCUGAAACCAGAAAAAGAUCCGAACAACCCUAAAAGUUACAGACCCAUCGCCCUCACCAAUACUUUUGCCAAGGUAGCGGAAAAAAUGGUCAAUCUCCGGCUGGAAAACUUCCUUGAAAGCAGCAAAAUAAUAGCAGACGAACAAGCUGGCUAUCGAGAACACCGGGGCACCCUCGACCAAGUCGCCUACGUCGCCCAGGACAUCAAGCAGGGCUUCAGUGAAGGCAAAAGUACCCUAGCCGCCUCCAUUGAUCUCUCAGGCGCCUUUGACUCUACGGACCGCCGCUUUGCAAUUAAACAAAUGCUGAACUACAAAGUCCCCAACAAUAUAGUAAGAUGGCUGCACGACUUCAUAAACGGAAGAAGCAUCAAAGUCAUCCACAAAGGACACAGAAGCAGGACUAGAAAAACAGCAGCAGGCGUAGCACAAGGCACCAUCACGGCACCAACCACCUUUAAAAUCGCCAUUAAUGAAUUAAUUUUCGUUCUCAAGACAAUCCAAGGGCUGAAAAUUAAGGUCUACGCCGAUGACUUUAUUCUCCUCCUCACAAGUAAAUGCCCUGCAAAUAUGGAGCUAAAAAUGUCUCUCGCCCUUCGUAUUGCCAACUCAUGGCUUAACGUUAGAGGCUUCAAGAUCAAUGAGACGAAAACCUUCUGCACCUACUACACAAUGACUCUCUGCAAGUACUACUUCAACAUCAAAGUGAACGACAAAAAAAUCCAACAAACUGACCAGAUGAAGUAUCUCGGAGUGCAAAUGGACAGUAAAAUGACCGGAAGGCAGCACUUCGAAGAACAAGCAGAGAAAGGCAGAAAAAGGCUCAGGCUCCUACAACGUACCGCAGGAUCCAGCUGGGGCGCUAAAAUUGACACCCUCGCCCUCACCUAUAAAACCUACGUCCGCCCAGUGCUGGAGUAUGGAACUGAAAUCUUCCCAGCAGCAUCACAACCAAUCAGUAGUCUCCUUGAUAAAGUUCAAAACCAGGCUCUUCGUCUGAUCACAGGCGGUGUCAAAACAACACCCAUUGAUGCCAUGGAAUGGUUUAGCCAGAUUGAACCUUUGCGACUCCGACGAGAACAGAGAGCUAUUCAGUUACAUGAGAAGCUUCUCCGACUUGAUUCCGAGUUCUGGCAAAACCACAACAACUCAAAGAAACCUGCCCACGCGAACUUUGUAGAAAUCACCACCAAACUCAAAGAGAAACACUGCCCUGACCUUCUCCAUGCACAGCGACAAAACUUCGAAACACCUUCACCAUUUAACAUGCCGGACGUUUCCAACCAACUUGAGCCAGCACUUCAAAUAGAAGGAGUAGAAAAGAAGAGCAAUCUGCAAGUGACUGAACUCCAAAAGAAAACGGACGCGCACCUGAAGAGUAAUUUUCCUCUUUCUGAGUGGAUUCAUAUUUACACAGAUGGCUCACAAGACAACUCGACGCAAAGAGCAGGCUACGGUGUAUACUGCAUCUUCUUCGAGGAGUCCACCCCUCUGCCUGAAGGUGCUAAUCACUUCGACGCUGAGACAGCAGCUAUUGCACGAGCAGCACAAAAAGUAGCCGAACAAGAUCGGUUUCCACUAAACAAGAAAAAAUUUGUCAUCCUCAGCGACAGCACGUCCGCAAUCCAAUUUGUAUGUCAACCUGCAAACCUACAUCCGGAUUCGCUCCUUUUUAAAAACUCCCUAGUAAGACUACGAAAAAAGAACCAUGAACUGGCCCUACAAUGGAUCCCUAGCCACUGCCAAAUCCUAGGGAAUGAUAAAGCUGACUUUCUUGCGAAGGCCGCAACCAAAAAAAUCUCACAAUUAACAAAGGCCCUCACCUUCAACAACGUCAAGAAAAUAAUUAAAACAGCUACAAAAAAAAUUUUCAAAGAAAGCAAAGAGGAAGCUGCCCGACUAAAAAUCUGGUGGACAGAGAUAAAGAAGGGCCCCGAUAAGUCCUGGUCAAGGAAGACCGCGACCGCUCAGUUUCGGCUGGCCACUGGCCAUGAUGUCCUGCAGCACCACCUCAAUAGAUUCAAGAUCACAAAGGACUCGGCAACCUGCAAACUUUGUAAAUUAGAAAAUCAAGACAGAGCGCACCUCUUCAGAUGCGCCGCUCUCAAGAGUGAUAUCGACUCCCUACCAAAGGAUCUGAGUAGGACAGAAAAAGAAGCCAUUCUAUACUGGAUAGCAAGAAAAAGAAAUAGCUGAAGAAGCUCAUCUCUGCAUAAGAAAAAAAAAAAAAAAAAAUUCUCUGUUGGGUUUUUUAAA
Messenger RNA from Neocloeon triangulifer, 4183 nucleotides. RefSeq lists its product as uncharacterized. Lineage: Eukaryota; Metazoa; Arthropoda; Insecta; Ephemeroptera; Baetidae. Gene Ontology annotation, molecular function: RNA-DNA hybrid ribonuclease activity; nucleic acid binding. The transcript is spliced from 7 exons. Bases 371 to 4123 code for a protein of 1250 amino acids. The record is from RefSeq and is a predicted model, not a curated record.